Molecule: messenger RNA, 3074 nt
Organism: Carassius gibelio (silver crucian carp)
Lineage: Eukaryota; Metazoa; Chordata; Actinopteri; Cypriniformes; Cyprinidae
Product: calponin-1-like
Exons: 7
Coding region: 110-1000 (296 amino acids)
Biological process (GO): actomyosin structure organization
Molecular function (GO): actin binding
Source: RefSeq, a predicted model, not a curated record
AAGAAGAAGAUGUGGCCCAAACCUCCCCACAUGAUCAGACGGUUGCACUGAAGAUUCCAGUUCUAACGUUAUAUCGCCAUCCUCUCGUCCGAAUCCGUUAAAAAGCGCGAUGUCAACGCAGUUCAAGAGCGGUCCCGCUUUCGGACUGUCCGCGGAAAUCAAGAGUAAGCUGGCCCACAAAUAUGACCCAAAUAAGGAGGAGGAGCUAAGAUUGUGGAUCAGCGAGGUCACAGGCCGCAAACUUCCCGAGAACUUCAUGGAGGGGCUGAAAGACGGAGUGAUCCUCUGCGAGCUUAUCAACACUCUUCAGCCCGGUUCUGUUAAAAAGAUCAACAACUCUCCUCAAAACUGGCAUCAGCUGGAAAAUAUUGGUAAUUUCGUCCGAGCCAUUCAAGAAUAUGGAAUGAGGCCAGAUGAUAUAUUUGAGGCCAACGACCUGUUUGAGAACGUCAACCACACUCAGGUCCAGUGCACGCUUAUUACACUGGCUGGGAUGGCUAAAUCUAAAGGCUUCUAUUCGAAAUACGAUGUUGGAGUGAAAUACGCAGAGAAACAACAACGCAAAUUUGCUCCUGGGAAACUAAGGGAGGGACGCAACGUUAUUGGUCUGCAGAUGGGCACCAAUAAGUUUGCCAGUCAAAAGGGCAUGACGUCUUAUGGCACACGGCGUCACCUCUAUGACCCCAAGAAUGGUAUGGAGAAUCCUCUGGACCAAUCAACAAUCAGCCUGCAGAUGGGCACCAACAAAGGAGCUAGUCAGGCCGGCAUGACGGCCCCCGGCACCAAGCGGCAGAUCUUCGAUAAGAAGCUGGAUAUGGAGAUGUGCGACACCUCUAUCGUCUCGCUGCAGAUGGGCACCAAUAAAAUGGCGUCCCAGACCGGCAUGACGGUGUACGGUCUGCCCCGUCAGGUGUACGACAGCAAGUACUGCUCCAGCCCUGAUGACUUCAUCAACAACGGCCAGGACUCAGAGAUGGAUGGGUAUCAGGAUUCUGACUAGGAUGAACAGACAGCUGCCAGCACGCUGCUUUUUAGACAUUCACCUGCACUUUUUUUGAUAUUCCAAAUUGAUGUUGACCAGUAGGACCAGCUUGAACUGUUUCCUGACAUCACAGCCACCGAUCAAAGCUGAGAACCUCAGUGACUGACCGCACGUAGCAAACAAACUCAGAAAGAAUUCAUUUCCUUUUCUUUUCUUUAUAAACAGGCUUUUCCUGCUUCUCACUUUGUAGCUUUAAUAUUAUACAUUUUUCAGUUUUAUUUUAUUGUUAUUUUGAGUGUGCAAUUCUCCCAUCUCCUGCACUGCCAAAUUUUCUCACAUGAACAAAAAAUAAUGCAGAUGAUAAAUAUGGAUGAAUUAUUAAUGAUACUCUACUGGUCAGAAGUUUAGAAUAAUUUGGAUUUCUUAAUGUUUAUUAAAAGCAGUCUCUUUUGCUCAACAAGGCUGCAUUUAUUUGAUUAAAAAUACAGUAAAACAAUGAAAUAUUAUUCAAUUUAAAAUAACUAUUUUCUAUUUGAAUAUAGUGUAAAAUGAAAUGUAUUCUUGAGAUGCGCAGCUGAAUUUUCAGCGUCAUUCCUCCAGUCUUCAAGUGUCACUUAAACCUUCAGAAAUCAGUUUAAUAUGUGGAUUUGCUGCUCCAUUAUUAUCAGUUAUUGGUGCUCAGUUGUUAAUAAUUGUUCAUAUUUUUACCAUGUUUUUGCUGCUUAAUAUUUUUGUGGAAACUGUGAUAGUUAUUUGAAAUAGAAAUCUUUUGUACAUUAUAAAUGUCUUUACUGUCGCCUUUGAUCUGUUCAAUGGAUCCUUUCUGAAAACAAAGUUUUAUUUCUUUAAAACAGCAAAAACAUUGUUUCUUGAGCAGCAGAUCAGAAUAUCAGAAUGAUUCCUGAAGAUCAUGUGACACUGAAGACUGGAGUAAAUAUAUUCAAGUGAAAAAAACAAUUAUUUUAAAUGAUAAUAUUUCACAAAAUUGCUGUUUUCCUAUAUUUCCGGUCAAAUGAAUGCAUUCAAAAAAUGUUAAAUGAUAUCUUAAUUAUUCCAAACUUCUGCCCCAUCGUGUAAUUGGAGUGGAUUUGGUCUGCAUAUUUUAAUAGGUUCCAUGAUGGGUUUUUUUUUUUUAUUGGAUGAAGAGGAAAUCCAACCAAAGACGCCCCACUACUGCCAAUGUCCUGAAGAUACUCAGAUGAACUUAACCAAACUACUGCAUCUUUGAGAUUGUCUUGUUGUUUUUUUUUAGGUUUUGUCACUCAACUAUAAGCUUCACAAAGUUUAAUAAUGUCCAGUUUGCAUAAUUGUUUGAAAAGGUGUUGACCCUGCUCCAACACACCUGCUUGUAGUUUUCAAGCAAUUCCACCGGUGAUGAUUAGCUGCUUCAGAUGUGUUAAACAGAGCUGCAGGAACCCUUGCCCUAAACGCUGAUUCACUGACAGGAGCAAGUCCUCAUGUCCUGCUCGGGUAAACACAGUAAGCGUCUUCAUUUAUCAUAACAUAUGCAUGCAUGUGGAGUCACUACUAAGCCCAGAGGUUUUAAAAUCUCAAGGUUUCGGAGACGUCUUUUGUAGUACUGAAUAGUAUUUCAUCAAGCUACAGAUUGCUCACAAAGCAGACUGUCAUUCCCAAAGACUAUCUAGAAAUGAUUCUGUAAACUUGCAUAUAUGCUAGCAUCACUGCUUUUAGCCUGACUAACCUGAUACUCAGUUAUCAUCGUGACCGAUUAUAGCACAAGCAAGACCUGCUCAUGAUUUAGGAUGGUUGGGAGUCUACAUAUAAAAUAAGUUUUAAUGUGCAGAGUUAAUAUAUAUAUAUCCAUUUUAAACUAAAUAGUUUUGACAUUACUAGUUUCCACCCUCAUGUAAUUCAGUUAUUGAACUUCUUACAGAUUUUUAGGUUUCAUUUAUAUAUAAUUGUGUGUUAAGGAAUGUGAUUAUUUUGCAUCACCGCUGCAUAAAUCAGUGAAUCUCUUUUGUUGAUGUAAGUGUGUCCCUCUUGCAUUAAUGCUUCUGAUGUUUUUUUUAUUUAUGAGGCUUACCAAAAAUGGCUGAGCAAGUGAAAAUAAUAAAUCACUAUUUUCAAAUUA